Messenger RNA from Coregonus sp. 'balchen', 20446 nucleotides. The record is from the annotation of a GenBank genome assembly. NCBI's taxonomy places the organism in Eukaryota, Metazoa, Chordata, Actinopteri, Salmoniformes, Salmonidae.
AUGGGGGUAAUAAGUUCUACCUCCUCAGUUCACACAAAUCACCUAUACAGAUUCAAUAGAUCUCUUUUGAUGCCUUAUUCUAAAAUGGAUUAAAUCGUUUUUUUCCCUCAUCAAUCUACACACAAUACCCCAUAAUGACGAAGCAAAAACAGGUUUUUAGACAUUUUUGCAAAUGUGUUACAGAUUAAAAAAAUGGAAAUAUGACAUUUACAUAAGUAUUCAGACCCUUUACUCAGUACUUUGUGGAAUCACCUUUGGCAGUGAUUACAGCCUACAUUCUUCUUGGGUAUGACGCUACAAGCUUGGCACACCUGUAUUUGGGGAGUUUCUCCCAUUCUCCUCUGCAGAUCCUCUCAAGCUCUGUCAGGUUGGAUGGGGAGCGUCGCUGCACAGCUAUUUUCACGUCUCUGCACAGCUAUUUUCACGUCUCUCCAGAGAUGUUCGAUCAGUUCAAGUCCGGGCUCUGGCUGGGCCACUCAAGGACAUUCAGAGACUUGUCCAGAAGCCACUCCUGUGAUGUCUUGGCUGUGUGCUUAGGGUCGUUGUCCUGUUGGAAGGUGAACCUUCGCCCCAGUCUGAGGUUGUGAGCGCUCUGGAGCAGGUUUUCAUCAAGGGUCUCUCUGUACUUUGCUCCGUUCAUCUUUCCCUCGAUCCUGACUAGUCUCAAUGUCCCUGCCGCUGAAAAACAUCCCCACUGCAUGAUGCUGCCACCACCAUGCUUCACAGUAGGGUGGUGCAAGGUUUCCUCCAGACGUGACGCUUGGCAUUCAGGCCAAAGAGUUCAAUCUUGGUUUCAUCAGACCAGAGAAUCUUGUUUCUCAUGGUCUGAGAGUCCUUUAGGUGCCUUUUGGCAAACUCCAAGCGGGCUGUCAUGUGCCUUUUACUGAGGAGUGGCAUCCGUCUGGCCACUCUACCAUAAAUACCUCAUUGGUGGAGUGCUGCAGAGAUGGUUGUCCGUCUGGAAGGUUCUCCCAUCUCCACAGAGGAACUCUGGAGCUCUGUCAGAGUGACCAUCAGGUUCUUGGUCACCUCCCUGACCAAGGCCCUUCUCCGCCGAUUGCUCAGUUUGGCCGGGCGGCCAGCUCUAGGAAGAGUCUUGGUGGUUCCAAACUUCUUCCAUUUAAGAAUGAUGGAGGCAGCUGUGUUCUUGGAGACCUUGAAUGCUACAGAAUUGUAUUGGUACCCUUCCCCAGAUCUGUGCCUCGACACAAUCCUGUCUCGGAUCUCUACGGACAAUUCCUUCGACCUCAUGGCUUGGUUUUUGCUCUGACAUGCACUGUCAACUGCGGGACCUUAUAUAGACAGGUGUGUGCCUUUCCAAAUCAUGUCCAAUCAAUUGGAUUUACCACAGUUGGACUCCAAUCAAGUUGUAGAAACAUCUCAAGGAUGAUCAAUGGAAAAAGGAUGCACCUGAGUUCAAUUUCAAGUCUCAUUGCAAAGGGUCUGAAUACUUAUGUAAAUAAGGUAUUUCUGUUUGUAAUAUUUUAUAAAUUAGCAAAUAUAUCUAAAAACCUGUUUUCGCUUUGUCAUUGUGGGGUAUUGUGUGUAGAUUGAUGAGGAUUUUUACUUAUUUAAUCAAUUUUAGAAUAAGGCUGUAACGUUACAAAAUGUGGAAAAAGGGAAGGGGUCUGAAUAUUUUCCAAAUACACUGUAUUUGAUGGUUUCAUUUCAGAGAGAUGAAUAAACAUGUUUUUUUUUAAACACUAUACAGUGGAGGAAAAAAGUAUUUAGUCAGCCACCAAUUGUGUAAGUUCUCCCACUUAAAAAGAUGAGAGAGGCCUGUAAUUUUCAUCAUAGGUACACGUCAACUAUGACAGACAAAAUGAGAAAAGAAAAUCCAGAUAAUCACAUUGUAGGAUUUUUUAUGAAUUUAUUUGCAAAUUAUGAUGGAAAAUAAGUAUUUGGUCAAUAACAAAAGUUUCUUAAUACUUUGUUAUAUACCCUUUGUUGGCAAUGACACAGCUCAAACGUUUUCUGUAAGUCUUCACAAGGUUUUCACACACUGUUGCUGGUAUUUUGGCCCACCGUUCUUGUGAUCAUUUUGACCCCACAGGGUGAGAUCUUGCGUGGAGCCCCAGAUCGAGGGAGAUUAUCAGUGGUCUUGUAUGUCUUCCAUUUCCUAAUAAUUGCUCCCACAGUUGAUUUCUUCAAACCAAGCUGCUUACCUAUUGCAGAUUCAGUCUUCCCAGCCUGGUGCAGGUCUACAAUUUUGUUUCUGGUGUCCUUUGACAGCUCUUUGGUGUUGGCCAUAGUGGAGUUUGGAGUGUGACUGUUUGAGGUUGUGGACAGGUGUCUUUUAUACUGAUAACAAGUUCAAACAGGUGCCUUUAAUACAGGUAACGAGUGGAGGACAGAGGAGCCUCUUAAAGAAUAAGUUACAGGUCUGUGAGAGCCAGAAAUCUUGCCUGUUUGUAGGUGACCAAAUACUUAUUUUCCACUAUAAUUUGCAAAUAAAUUCAUUAAAACUCCUACAAUGUGAUUUUCUGGAUUGUUGAAAUCUAUGUUGAAAAUUACAGGCCUCUCUCAACUUUUUAAGUGGGAGAACUUGCACAAUUGGUGGCUGACUAAAUACUUUUUUUCCCCACUGUAUAUCCACCACACUCUCAGAUAAAUAAGUAGCACUGCUAGGUUUUACACAGUUAAAUGUAGCAAAUAACUUUAAUAAAUAACUGUACAAAUGAUACAUUUGUGAUAUCAAUAUAUAUAAAAUAAUAUUUUUUUAAAAAUGAAUCAGUAAAGUAUUAUGAGAUCCGGGGGCCGAUUGGCCAUCUGGCAAUUCUGGCACAUGCCAGAUGGGCUGUACCAUUUUUUAGUUGGGUGGACUGGUGGAAAUUGACACACAGGGUGCCUAUAAACACAGAAAGAGCACAUUGUCACCUCAAUCAAACCUUCCUAUUUUUUGGGCAGUUAAAACCAUGAUUUGGUCAAACAGUAAAGUACAUUAUUCUCAUGAUUCCUGUAAUGAAAGUGACUGCCCAGCCCCUCUGCCUGUUUCGCUGUGGCCUGGUGCUGUGAUGAGCAAGCCACUCUCCUCUACCCCGAUGCGCUCAACAGAAGAAAGAAAAACAUUUCAAAAUGCAAUUGCGGGAAAAACACAGCUUUGGAAGCUUCGUCCCCUUGACCCUGUCGAAGAGAGGAGGAUCUCAGCUUUCUGUAAGUAUAAUCUUUUUUUCUCAACUCUCAAUAUUCAGCUCAAUAGCAACUAUUUUACAACCAAUAUAUUUGAUAUGGCUUUGAGAUAUGGAACAGCGCAGACGCAAAAUGUGCACCAGCCAUUGCGAGGGCAAAGACCUAUAGGUUUAUAACUACUUAGAGUUAAUAUGUUUUGAGUUUCCACUUCCUCAGGUGUUGUAUCCCAAAUUAAUAAGCAUGUGAUAUUAGUGCAGCAUACCACCCUGCAUCCUACUGCUGGCUUGCCUCUGAAGCUAAAAGGGUUGGUCCCUGGAUGGGAGACCAGAUGUUUCUGGAAGUGCUGCUGGAAGUGGUAUUUAAGGGCCAGUAGGAGGCACUCUUUCCUCCGGUCAAAAACAAAAGAUCCCAGGGCAGUGAUUGGGGACAUUGCCCUGUGUAGGGUGCUGUCUUCGGAUGGGAUGUUAAACAAGUGUCCUGACUCUCUGUUGUCACUAAAGAUCCCGUGGCACUUAUUGUAGGAGUAGGGGUGUUAACCCCGGUGUCCUGGCUAAAUUCUCAAUCUGGCCACCGAAUAAUCCCCAGCUUCCAAUUGGCUCAUUCAUUCCCUGUAACUAUUCCCCAGGUCGUUGCUGCACAUUAGAAUGUGUUCCUAGUCAACUUAGCAGGUAAAAUAAAAAAAGUUAUGUAAUUAAUUACUGUUGAACAAAACACAUUAUUGAGUCUUUGACAGUAAAAUAUAGCAACUACAGUCUAAUUGUCAACCCAACAUUCAUGACAAUCACUGGAUAAGGAUGCACAUCAAAAUAUCUUCAAUCAUGCGAAACACACAAUAAAAAAUCUGAGAACAAUAAUAUUUUACAGACACAUGAAGGUACCCAUAAACAAUCAUUUCUGAUGAAAAAACACAAAUGUGAAAAAUUGGAAAUAAACUCUUCAUAUGUUACAUUUUGCCAUGUGUGUCCCUAAAACAAUGGGGCAUCAAGACACACUCCUCUAAGGGAAAUGUCUACGACAUCAUUGACACACACUCGCAGUGGGGAGAAAGGCGAGUCGCUCGUGAUGUCAUCUUCCAUUUACAUUUGACAUUUUAGUAAUUUAGCAGACGUUCUUAUCCAGAGCGACUUACAGUUAGUGAGUGUAUAUAUAUUUUUUUCUCCCAGGGGUGUGAACCUGAGGAAGUCAACGUGUUUGGGGCGGGAGAGGCAAGAUGGACCGGAGGGAGACCGGCAGUAGGACAGAGACUCUUCCACCUCUCUCUGCCAGAUCUCCUCCUGUCUCCUCAGGGACUCGUCUCUCUGCCAGAUCUCCUCCUGUCUCCUCAGGGCCUCCUCUCUCUGCCAGAUCUCCUCCUGUCUCCUCAGGGACUCGUCUCUCUGCCAGAUCUCCCCCUGUCUCCUCAGGGACUCGUCUCUCUGCCAGAUCCCCUCCUGUCUCCUCAGGGACUCCUCUCUCUGCCAGAUCUCCUCCUGUCUCCUCAGGGCCUCCUCUCUCUGCCAGAUCUCCUCCUGUCUCCUCAGGGACUCGUCUCUCUGCCAGAUCUCCUCCUGUCUCCUCAGGGACUCAUCUCUCUGCCAGAUCUCCUCCUGUCUCCUCAGGGCCUCCUCUCUCUGCCAGAUCUCCUCCUGUCUCCUCAGGGACUCGUCUCUCUGCCAGAUCUCCUCCUGUCUCCUCAGGGACUCGUCUCUCUGCCAGAUCUCCUCCUGUCUCCUCAGGGACUCGUCUCUCUGCCAGAUCUCCCCCUGUCUCCUCAGGGACUCGUCUCUCUACCAGAUCUCCUCCUGUCUCCUCAGGGACUCCUCUCUCUGCCAGAUCACCUCCUGUCUCCUCAGGGACUCGUCUCUCUGCCAGAUCUCCUCCUGUCUCCUCGGGGACUCGUCUCUCUGCCAGAUCUCCUCCUGUCUCCUCAGGGCCUCCUCUCUCUGCCAGAUCUCCUCCUGUCUCCUCGGGGACUCGUCUCUCUGCCAGAUCUCCUCCUGUCUCCUCGGGGACUCGUCUCUCUGCCAGAUCUCCUCCUGUCUCCUCAGGGCCUCCUCUCUCUGCCAGAUCUCCUCCUGUCUCCUCAGGGACUCCUCUCUCUGCCAGAUCUCCUCCUGUCUCCUCAGGGACUCGUCUCUCUGCCAGAUCUCCUCCUGUCUCCUCAGGGACUCAUCUCUCUGCCAGAUCUCCUCCUGUCUCCUCAGGGCCUCCUCUCUCUGCCAGAUCUCCUCCUGUCUCCUCAGGGCCUCCUCUCUCUGUCAGAUCUCCUCCUGUCUCCUCAGGGACUCGUCUCUCUGCCAGAUCUCCUCCUGUCUCCUCAGGGACUCGUCUCUCUGCCAGAUAUCCUCCUGUCUCCUCAGGGACUCGUCUCUCUGCCAGAUCUCCCCCUGUCUCCUCAGGGACUCGUCUCUCUGCCAGAUCUCCUCCUGUCUCCUCAGGGACUCCUCUCUCUGCCAGAUCUCCCCCUGUCUCCUCAGGGACUCGUCUCUCUGCCAGAUCUCCUCCUGUCUCCUCAGGGACUCCUCUCUCUGCCAGAUCUCCCCUGUCUCCUCAGGGACUCGUCUCUCUGCCAGAUCUCCUCCUGUCUCCUCAGGGACUCCUCUCUCUGCCAGAUCUCCCCCUGUCUCCUCAGGGACUCGUCUCUCUGCCAGAUCUCCUCCUGUCUCCUCAGGGACUCCUCUCUCUGCCAGAUCUCCUCCUGUCUCCUCAGGGACUCCUCUCUCUGCCAGAUCUCCCCCUGUCUCCUCAGGGACUUGUCUAAAGAGAAGAGACACUUGGUAUAUCAGAUAGAGUUGUUAGAAGUUUAUAUUUGGGGUAAAUUUCAUUUUAAAUUCAGUCAAUUCAGGAAGUGACUUGAAAUUCAAUCAAUGUAUGGAAAACCCCUCAUAGAAACCAUUACUCUUAAGCUGGGUAGAAGUUGGUAUUGUGUAAUGUACUUAACAAAUCCAGUUCCACCUUCUACUGCAGUAAUGCUUAUUUUCCAAGGAUGACAUCCCCAGUUAAUACUUCAACCUUCUCUAAGGCCAUAUCUUUCCCUAAGUUUCCUAAUAUAUUUCCUAAUGCAAAAGCAUUCAUACAAAUGAACUCUGACUGUGUGUCAUAACCAGGGCACUACAGCACUUACAAUACUCUGAAGUUCCGUGUUAAGUUUAGCUGUGGCGCCACCUUCAGAAUUAGAAGUGGAAUUGCUGCCAUUAUCAGCCAUGACAUGAGUUCUUCAUGACCCUCUGAGCAUGAACUCAGUAGCCCCCAGUGGUCGAAAAAGUACCCAAUUGUCAUACUUGAGUAAAAGUAAAGAUACCAUAAUAGAAAAUGACUCAAGUAAAAGUGAAAGUCACCCAGUAAAAUACUACUUAAGUAGAAGUCUAAAAGUAUCGAAAGUAAAUGUAAUUGCUAAAAUAUACUUAAGUAUCAAAAGUAAAAGUAUAAAUCAUUUAUUAUAUUAGGCACACCAGACGGCACAAUUAUUAUUAUAUAUAUAUAUUUUACGGAUAGCCAUGGGCAGACUCCAACACUCAGACAUGAUUUACAAAUAAAGCAUUUGUGUUUAGUGAGUCUGCCAGAUCAGAGGCGGUAGGGAUGGCCAGGGAUGUUCUCUUGAUAAGUGUGUGAAUUGGACCAUUUUCAUGGCCCUGCUAAGCAUAAAAAAUGUAACGAGUACUUUUGGGUGUCACGGAAAAUGUAUGGAGUAAAAAGUACAUUAUUUUCUUUAGGAAUGUAGUGAAGUAAAAGUAAAAGUAGUCAAAAAUAUAAAUAGUAAUGGACAGAUACUCAAAAAAACUACUUAAGUAGUACUUUAAAGUUUUAUUAGCCCCAGCCCAUAUAACAGCUGGGUACAUGGCACUGUACUGAUAUUGUAAAUAAUCACAAGUCAAAUCAGUUAAUAUCCUUCAGGUUAACCUGUAAUGAGAUGUGAAUGACUGAGAUACACUACAUGACCAAAAGUAUGUGGACACCUGCUCAUCGAAUAUCUAAUUCCAAAAUCAUUGGCAUCAAUAUGGAGUUGAUCCCCCUUUUGCUACUAUAACAGCUUCCACUCUUCUGGGAAGGCUUUACACUAGAUGUUGGAACAUUGCUGCGGGGACUUGCUUCCAUUUAGCCACAAGGUGUUCGAUGGGGUUGAGGUCAGGGCUCUGUGCAGGCCAGUCAAGUUCUUACACACACCGAUCUCGACAAACUAUUUCUGUAUGGACCUCGCUUUGUGCACAGGAAAGGGCCUUCCUCAAAUUGUUGUCACAAAGUUGGAAGCACAGAAUCGUCUAGAAUGUCAUUGUAUGCUGUAGCGUUAACAUUUCCCUUCACUGGAACUAAGGGGCCUAGCCCGAACCAUGAAAAACAGCCCCAGACAAUUAUUCCUCCUCCACCAAACUUUAGAGUUGGCACUAUGCAUUAGGGCAGGUAGUGUUCUCCUGGCAUCUGCCAAACCCAGAUUCGUCCGUCGGACUGCCAGAUGGUGAAUCAUCUCUCCAGAGAACACUUUUCCACUGCUCCACAGUCCAAUGGCGGCGAGCUUUACACCACCAGCCGACACUUGGCAUUGCGCAUGGUGAUCUUAGGCUUGUGUGCGGCUGCUCGGCCAUGGAAACCCAUUUGAUGAAGCUCCUGACAAACAGUUAUUGUGCUGACGUUGCUUCCAGAGGCAGUUUGGAACUCGGUAGUGAGUGUUGCAACCGAGGACAGGCGAUUUUUACGCGCUACGCACUUCAGCACUAGGCGGUCCCGUUCUGUGAGCUUGUGUGGCCUACCACUUCGCGGCUGAGCCGUUGUUGCUCCUAGACGUUUCCACUUCACAAUAACAGCACUUACAGUUGACCGGGGCAGCUCUAGCAGGGCAGACAUUUUACGAACUGAAUUCUUGGAAAGGUGGCAUCCUAUGACGUGGCUGUGUGCUCAAUUUUAUACACCUGUCAGCAACGGGUGUGGCUGAAAUAGCCGAAUCCACUCAUUUGAAGGGGUGUCCACAUACUUUUGUAUAUACAGUAUAUGUAGGUACCAGGUAGAGCGAUAAUAGAGGGCUCAGCUGGUGAGGCUGUCUGGACGAAGAUGUCUGGUUGGCAGGCCCACAGUUGUGUCAAGCUGGCUGGAUGUCCUUUGGGUGUUGGACCACUCUUGAUACACACGGGAAACCAUUGAGCGUGAAAAACCCAGCAGCGUUGCAGUUCUUGACAAAAACCGGUGCGCCUGGCACCUACUACCAUACCCUGUUCAAAGGCACUUACAUCUUUUGUCUUGCCCAUUCACCCUCUGAAUGGCACACAUACACAAUCCAUGUUUCAAUUGUAUCAAGGCUUUAAAAAUAUUUACCUGUCACCUGACUGUAGAGAAUGCAGAGUGGUUGAGGAAGAAACAGCAGAUCACUAAACCAUGUGUAAACCUGACUGUCAGAACCUAGCUAGAGCAUCGCAGAGCUCUGCUUUCCACUUAUCUAUGGAUAGAAGCAACUUCUACUGUUUAAGGGUCAGUUAACCUGUGCAGCUCAGUACACAUCCUCAAAGACAAGCACACUGGAUAUUAGUUACAUGACACAAUGUGUCUUACUCCAUUCUACGCAGUAUGUUUUCCCCCUUCUGUAAGCCCCUUUUUCUUGUUAUAAUUUGGACAUGAUGAAUUGCAUAAGGUGACCACUCACCUGAAGACAGCACAGCGAACAAACUGGAAACACCGGGCUCAGCCCAACUGGAGUCGCCUUUGCUCUGGUUGUCUUUCUGGUUCUGCUCAUUCAGCCUCAGGUCCAGCCAUGCCACUCUCUUCCUAGUCCCCUUCUUGUCCUCUGUUGACCUUAACGUCACUGUUGUCACCUCUAUCUCUACUCCCACCCUGCAGGACAAGAUGGCCCGGUGCCGAAUUCUUCGUCCCUCUCUGACCUUCCUCAUCUCUCAUUCUUCUUCCCUCGCUCCUCUCCUCAGCAGGCUGGGAGAGGGACCGAGGAAGGGGACAGCGGCUGAGCAAUAGGGAGGACAGAGGAGACAGGAUGGGGGACAUCAUGGGGGACAUGCUGUCAAAGCUACUGGAGGUCCUCGGGGACAAGGUGUCCAAGAGAGAGGGUGAGGAGGGAUGCUUCCAUUCUCUCAUAGGGUCAAAGGUCAUGGUGUUGUCGUUGGAGAGGUCGAUGGGAUCCCAUGACAAUUCUGGAGAGGUUUGCUCUAAGUUGAAGUUCCAGGUUGUUUCUCUGAACUCUUCUCUACACCUCACUGCCUCCCAGUCCACAUCUUCCCCCAGACCCUCCAUCCUCAGGGCGCUCCGCAGGCUCUGGCUCAACGCCUCACCCAGGGCAUAAAGCUCCUCAGCUGGGAGAGGAUCUUCCAGAGUUGUCCCCCAAUCCUGGAGCCCUCGCUGGAGAGAGGAUUCAGGUUUGGUCUCGGAAACUGACACUUCUUCAGACACAUACCCAUCUGGCGUACAGUCCAAAAAUACUCCCAUCUCUCCCUUCUUUGAUCCAGUCAGAGCUGGUGAGACUGACCCUCCGUAUGAUCCCCUCCACCUCUUCAAUCUUUUCCAUCACUCUCCAGGCUGCAUCCCUCCAUCUCCAUCUCCAUCUCCAUCUCCAUCUCCUCACACCGCCACUGGGCUGACCUCUUCUCCUCCUCCUCCUUUGCCCUCUCCAUCCUCCACCCCUUCUCUGCUCUGCCUCCCACCUGGCUGGGGCUCAGAGCCUGGGUGGUCCCCCCCUCUGGAGACUGCCUGGUGCUGUCCUGUGAAUCCUCUACCUCUUGUGGUUUAGAGGGGAAGGGGGAGGUGUUACACAAUUCGUUGUCGUACACUGAGAGCUCCGUAUCUGAGUCAAUGUGAACAGGCUCUUCUAUCAAAGUUAGAACCUCUCGGGGCGUGCGAGAACGGUAGUGGUACUCAAAUGGGAGAACUUUGUUCGGAGAACAAAAGCGGUUCUCAGAGAGUAGAACCCCCCUAAGGGAGUCCAUAACAGCGCUGGAGGGUCAGGUGCAUGGCCUCUUUGCCCCCCAUGUCAUUGUUGGACUCUUAAACAUUUAUCCCUCUCACUGCCUCCCUGGACAGUGUCCACCUUCUCCCUCUCUCUGCCUCCCUGGACAGUGUCCGUCUUCUCCCGCUCUCUGCCUCCCUGGACAGUGUCCGUCUUCUCCCGCUCUCUGCCUCCCUGGACAGUGUCCGUCUUCUCCCUCUCUCUGCCUCCCUGGACAGUGUCCGUCUUCUCCCUCUCUCUGCCUCCCUGGACAGUGUCCGUCUUCUCCCUCUCUCUGCCUCCCUGGACAGUGUCCGCCUUCUCCCUCUCUCUGCCUCCCUGGACAGUGUCCGCCUUCUCCCUCUCUCUGCCUCCCUGGACAGUGUCCGUCGUCUCCCUCUCUCUGCCUCCCUGGACAGUGUCCGCCUUCUCCCUCUCUCUGCCUCCCUGGACAGUGUCCGCCUUCUCCCUCUCCUCUGCCUCCCUGGACAGUGUCCGCCUUCUCCCUCUCUCUACCUCCCUGGACAGUGUCCGUCUUCUCCCUCUCUCUGCCUCCCUGGACAGUGUCCGCCUUCUCCCUCUCUCUACCUCCCUGGACAGUGUCCGUCUUCUCCCUCUCUCUGCCUCCCUGGACAGUGUCCGCCUUCUCCCUCUCUCUGCCUUCCUGGACAGUGUCCGUCUCCUCCCGCUCUCUGCCUCCCUGGACAGUGUCCGUCUUCUCCCUCUCUCUGCCUCCCUGGACAGUGUCCGUCUUCUCCCUCUCUCUGCCUCCCUGGACAGUGUCCGCCUUCUCCCUCUCUCUGCCUCCCUGGACAGUGUCCGUCGUCUCCCUCUCUCUGCCUCCCUGGACAGUGUACGCCUUCUCCCUCUCUCUGCCUCCCUGGACAGUGUCCGCCUUCUCCCUCUCUCUGCCUCCCUGGACAGUGUCCGCCUUCUCCCUCUGCCUCCCUGGACAGUGUCCGUCUUCUCCCUCUCUCUGCCUCCCUGGACAGUGUCCGUCAUCUCCCUCUCUCCCACAGUGUCCGUCUACUCUUAAACAUUUAUCCCUCACACUGCCUCCCUGGACAGUGUCCACCUUCUCCCUCUCUCUGCCUCCCUGGACAGUGUCCGCCUUCUCCCUCUCUCUGCCUCCCUGGACAGUGUCCGUCGUCUCCCUCUCUCUGCCUCCCUGGACAGUGUCCGCCUUCUCCCUCUCUCUGCCUCCCUGGACAGUGUCCGCCUUCUCCCUCUCUCUGCCUCCCUGGACAGUGUCCGCCUUCUCCCUCUCUCUACCUCCCUGGACAGUGUCCGUCUUCUCCCUCUCUCUGCCUCCCUGGACAGUGUCCGCCUUCUCCCUCUCUCUACCUCCCUGGACAGUGUCCGUCUUCUCCCUCUCUCUGCCUCCCUGGACAGUGUCCGCCUUCUCCCUCUCUCUGCCUUCCUGGACAGUGUCCGUCUCCUCCCGCUCUCUGCCUCCCUGGACAGUGUCCGUCUUCUCCCUCUCUCUGCCUCCCUGGACAGUGUCCGUCUUCUCCCUCUCUCUGCCUCCCUGGACAGUGUCCGCCUUCUCCCUCUCUCUGCCUCCCUGGACAGUGUCCGUCGUCUCCCUCUCUCUGCCUCCCUGGACAGUGUCCGCCUUCUCCCUCUCUCUGCCUCCCUGGACAGUGUCCGCCUUCUCCCUCUCUCUGCCUCCCUGGACAGUGUCCGCCUUCUCCCUCUCUCUGCCUCCCUGGACAGUGUCCGUCUUCUCCCUCUCUCUGCCUCCCUGGACAGUGUCCGUCAUCUCCCUCUCUCCCACAGUGUCCGUCUACUCUUAAACAUUUAUCCCUCACACUGCCUCCCUGGACAGUGUCCACCUUCUCCCUCUCUCUGCCUCCCUGGACAGUGUCCGUCUUCUCCCGCUCUCUGCCUCCCUGACAGUGUCCGUCUUCUCCCUCUCUCUGCCUCCCUGGACAGUGUCCGUCGUCUCCCUCUCUCCCACAGUGUCCGUCUACUCUUAAACAUUUAUCCCUCUCACUGCCUCCCUGGACAGUGUCCACCUUCUCCCUCUCUCUGCCUCCCUGGACAGUGUCCGUCUUCUCCCGCUCUCUGCCUCCCUGGACAGUGUCCGUCUUCUCCCUCUCUCUGCCUCCCUGGACAGUGUCCGUCUUCUCCCUCUCUCUGCCUCCCUGGACAGUGUCCGUCUUCUCCCUCUCUCUGCCUCCCUGGACAGUGUCCGCCUUCUCCCUCUCUCUGCCUCCCUGGACAGUGUCCGCCUUCUCCCUCUCUCUACCUCCCUGGACAGUGUCCGUCUUCUCCCUCUCUCUGCCUCCCUGGACAGUGUCCGCCUUCUCCCUCUCUCUGCCUCCCUGGACAGUGUCCGUCUCCUCCCGCUCUCUGCCUCCCUGGACAGUGUCCGUCUUCUCCCUCUCUCUGCCUCCCUGGACAGUGUCCGUCUUCUCCCUCUCUCUGCCUCCCUGGACAGUGUCCGCCUUCUCCCUCUCUCUGCCUCCCUGGACAGUGUCCGUCGUCUCCCUCUCUCUGCCUCCCUGGACAGUGUCCGCCUUCUCCCUCUCUCUGCCUCCCUGGACAGUGUCCGCCUUCUCCCUCUCUCUGCCUCCCUGGACAGUGUCCGCCUUCUCCCUCUCUCUGCCUCCCUGGACAGUGUCCGUCUUCUCCCUCUCUCUGCCUCCCUGGACAGUGUCCGUCAUCUCCCUCUCUCCCACAGUGUCCGUCUACUCUUAAACAUUUAUCCCUCUCACUGCCUCCCUGGACAGUGUCCACCUUCUCCCUCUCUCUGCCUCCCUGGACAGUGUCCGUCUUCUCCCGCUCUCUGCCUCCCUGGACAGUGUCCGUCUUCUCCCUCUCUCUGCCUCCCUGGACAGUGUCCGUCAUCUCCCUCUCUCCCACAGUGUCCGUCUACUCUUAAACAUUUAUCCCUCUCACUGCCUCCCUGGACAGUGUCCACCUUCUCCCUCUCUCUGCCUCCCUGGACAGUGUCCAUCUUCUCCCGCUCUCUGCCUCCCUGGACAGUGUCCGUCUUCUCCCUCUCUCUGCCUCCCUGGACAGUGUCCGUCUUCUCCCUCUCUCUGCCUCCCUGGACAGUGUCCGCCUUCUCCCUCUCUCUGCCUCCCUGGACAGUGUCCGUCUUCUCCCUCUCUCUGCCUCCCUGGACAGUGUCCGUCUUCUCCCUCUCUCUGCCUCCCUGGACAGUGUCCGUCUUCUCCCUCUCUCUGCCUCCCUGGACAGUGUCCGCCUUCUCCCUCUCUCUGCCUCCCUGGACAGUGUCCGCCUUCUCCCUCUCUCUGGCUGGACUCCACUGCACCCCACUGAAGCGUCUCCUCGACUGGGCGAGCGCUCAUCAUCUACAGCCUCUUCAGCCUCCUUCCCCUGGAGGUCCCUGUUGUUCGUGGGGUCCCAGGGCACAAGGUGAGGGUGUGCUGGAGGCUACUGGUGCCGCUCAGCUCCUCAGUGCUCCUUCUCCUGGUCACCUGGGGGUCUGGUGGUAGUCUGGGUGAGCAACCAUCUUGGCCCAGGUGCCUGAGCUUCCCUCCCUGGUUCCCCAUCCCAACCCUGGCCUUGCACUCCAAACAGAGAGUUAGCAGGUGGAGGUCAGCCAUCCAGUGGAGCUCAGAGUCUGACCAUGAUCCUAAACCAUCCGCCUUGAUGUCCUCCUCAAAACUCUGUUUCUGUUUUUUAAACCCAAGUUCUUCUGACUUAUCCCCCUGCACUGUCUCAACUGGGAAAUGAUUAGUUGAGCCCGAAGAGAGGCGGUCUUGUGGAGGGCGGAACCGAGGCCCCUUUGGAUAGGGGUGGGGGUGAGGAUGAGGCCCUUGUGGGUGUGGAUGGGGUUGGAGUUGGGGCCCCUGUGUUUGGGGGAAUGGGUGGGGAUGAACGGCCUCACAGAGCUCCUCUACCCGAUGGGUUGGUACAGACGCAAGGUGCUCUGGGUCUCUUCCAUGAUAACCCACUGCUGUAGUAAUAGCUGACAUGUAAACUGGCUGAAAAGUGUCUUGAAGUGUCUGAGCAAUGUAGUCUAGCAGCUCAUCAGCGGACUUUCUUCCGUUUCCCUUGGAAUGGUUUCCUCCUAAUGAAAAAAGAGAUUGUUGAUUAUAUUAGGAUAUCUUUCUGGCAUGAGUUGUGGAUCGUUUUCUUCAGGCAAGGUAGAUGAGUGGAUUAGAAUGGAAUACAAGUGUAUACAUUCAUGAACAAGGAAACAUUUUUAUGUAACGCUAAAACUUUCUUGAAGAGCAAAAACAUCCCGUCUGUCUCUUCACAGAGCACCUGACCACAAACUUUGUCUGCCAGAAAUAGAAACCAUGCAAGAUUAAAUUAUAGCGGAUCAAAUUAAAAUAUAAUAUGCCAAUUAGCAGACGCUUUUAUCCAAAGCGACUUACAGUCAUGUGUGCAUACAUUUUGGGUGGUGCCGGGGAUCGAACCCACUACCCUGGCGUUACAAGCACCAUGCUCUACCAAUUGAGCUACAGAGGACCACAAAUAUUAUCUUAUGUCAGAGAGAGAGAUAGAGAGAGAGAGAGAGAGAGAGAGAGAGAGAGAGAGAGAGAGAGAGAGAGAGAGGAGAGAGAGAGAGAGAGAGAGGAGAGAGAGAGAGGAGAGAGAGAGAGAGAGGAGAGAGAGAGAGAGAGAGAGAGAGACAGACAGACAGACAGACAGACAGACAGACAGACAGACAGACAGACAGACAGACAGACAGACAGACAGACAGACAGACAGACAGACAGACAGACAGACAGAGAGAGAGAGAGAGACAGAGAGAGAGAGAGAGAGAGAGAGAGAGGAGAGAGAGAGAGAGAGUGUAACUGUAUUAGAGACACAUAUUUCCCUCAGAUUACACAGACCCACAAAGAAUUAGAAAACAAAUCCAAUUUUGGUAAACUCCCAUAUCUAUUAGGUGAAAUACCAGUGUAUUUGGAGUUCAGUGGUACCGUUGAAGUUCCAGGCAUGAUGCCGGGAUGGCAGGUAGCCUUUUACUUACAUGUUGCUUUGUUGUUAGCAGUUAAUUGUAAAUAUUGUCAGUUAAAUGUACAUGUUGUCAGUUAAAUGUAAACGUUAUCAGUUAAUCAUUAAACUUAAACUGGCUGGCUAGUUGGCUGACAAACAUACUGUGCAGAUAUACAGGGUCCCCUGUAGCUCAGUUGGUAGAGCAUGGCGCGUGCAACGCCAGGGUUGUGGGUUCGUUUCCCACGUGGGGCCAGUAUGGAAAAAUGUAUGCACUCACUAACUGUAAGUCGCUCUGGAUAAGAGCGUCUGCUAAAUGACUGAAAAUGUUGUUGUUUUUAAAUGUAAAAAUGUACAUAUUCACCUGGCUAAUUAAUAGUUUGAGGACAAGUGGCAUGAUGAUGUGCUGUUACGUGUAAAUGACCUGGUAUAACAACUACAUGAGCUAAAUGAAAACAACUACUUUAAUUAUUGCAUUAUUGGAAAUGUUCAGGCAGCUGCCAUUUUCUGUUGGGAAAGAAAAACUGUUCUGCAUUUACCUGAAAAGGAAGCUCCACACAACAAAGGGCGUAAUAAAUAAUUUAAACAUCACAUAUAUAAAUUCCCACUGUGCCCAUGAUAAAAUACAAUGUGAAUUGUGUUGUACUACUGAAUAGAACUGUGAGGAGAUGCACUCAGACCAGCCUUUGUGAUUGAACUUAGGUACGGGCAGGGAUGACUGGGGCCUUCAGCAAGUAAGACACAGGGGGAAAGAAAUCAUUUGAACAUCACAGAUAUAAAUUCCCAAUGUGCCCAUGAUAAGGUUAACUACAUGACUUUAGUUGGCUGCUUUGAGCAAAACUUUAAUGUAAUAUAACCUAUUCUGGGAGCCUAGUGUGUGUGUAUGUGUGUAUGAACUAUGUGGAAUAUUUUUGGACCAUUGGCUUCCCUGAAACAGGUACUGACAGGAAGCGCAACGAGAACGCUGAUCCAGUGCUAAUUGGAAUAAAACCUCAAGGUAAGAACAAAAACUGAUUUGUGCAAAAACUAUUUACAAGAUUUUUAAAAACAUUUUUACAUUUUUUGUCAUUUAGCAGACGCUCUUAUCCAGAGCGUCUUACAGUUAGUGAGUGCGUACAUUUUCAUACUGAACAUAAUAAAUUAUGAGUUGUUACUCGGUUGUAUGGCCUCAUCAACAAUGUGGCCUCAUCAACCCGGGCACAGCGGCCAGGCAAACCCCCCUCGAGGCCCCCCCACCCCCACCCCGAUGUUGUGGGCUGCUCAACUCGUCGCUCUCAUUCUGUCUUGCAUCAGCAGGUUGGUUCAGAAGUAGCUAAAUCUGCAGGAAGCUUUAAAGUUGCAAGGGAAAUGGGGAGGGAGGGGGGGUUUGCCUGGCCGCUGUGCCCGGGUUGAUGAGGCCACAUUGUUGACGGGGAAAAUGCUUCCAAAAUGAAUCCAUACAGCCGAGUAACAACUUAUAAUUUAUUAUGUUCAGUAUGAAAAUGUAUGCACUCACUAACUGUAAGUCGCUCUGGAUAAGAGAUAUGUGCAGAUGUUCACUGUUGCCAACUUUGGGAGCAUGUGGUCCUUGAAAAACUCUAGUCCAGCAAUCUGAGUCUGCCAGAGGUCGUCAUGGCGAUGGAGGUGGUGAUGGAGGUGGUGAUGGAGGUGGUGGUCCACACAACGAAGAAGCAGGUGUCCCUUCCAGUGAUGUGGAGCUGACCCUGGACCUGGUGCCAGUAGGGAGGGUCUUCACGGAGGCGGUUAGACCCUCCCUCCUCCUGGAUAUAGAAAUCCUUUGACUUCACUGCCUCUUCAAUGGUAAGGUCCCUUGCACCAUAUGGACACCAGUGAGGCACCCAGGAUCCCAGACCCCGUGACCCAAAGCCCUGACUCCUGCACAUCCAUCCCUGUAGACAUUUUGAAUGUCUUGAUGCCCUCCUCUUUACCUGUGCCCCACUUUACAGACAACAAACCCAUCCAACGACUGAACACCUUGAAAUGCAUUCAUUGCAAGAAAUGUGCUAUAUAAAUAGUUUGAUUUGAUUGAUGACAUUGCAGCUGUAGAAUAUUUAAGUGCAGUUUUUCCUUAAACUUUGAAUUGAUCACUUGGGAUUUCAUCACUUGACAUAUCAAUUAUAUAGUGGAAAGGAUAUUAUAAAUCAAGACUGUGUGAAUGCAUGUACCACUCUGAAUUAAAUGUAUAAUGUGCCUUUGAAGAUUUGUCUCUGGUCAUGAAACUCCAAUACAGGCUGGAUGUCUAAACUAAGUCUUAUUCUGAACGUCAAUAGAUUUUUAGAUUCAUUCUCAUCAAUGACAACAUUCUAGAACUGAGGUAUCACUCAUCGAAGUCUGGCAUCUUGGGUAAUCUGGUUAAUGAUUAUAUAAUUGAUUAAGUGGCUCUUUCCUUGUAGAAUGUUGACAGCUGUACAGAACACAUUAUAUUGCUAAAAUGCUCAAACUUAACUUAAUAGCUACACUCACUGACACAGGAUAAACUUUAUCCCUCAUGCUGACCCUGACCAAACCGGUAAAAUGUCCCUCACUACAGCUGCACGUCUCCACAUGGCCAGACUUAUAGAGGUCUUCUCCCCUUUUAAUGCUCCGAUGCUCAUCCUUGAAGAGGAUAAAGGUCUGAAAUAGACAGCAAAGUCGAUAUACUGUACAAACUAUUACCUAGGCUAAGUAAAACACAAUACUUUUUUAUUAUACUGUGCAUUCGGAAAGUAUUCAUACCCCUUGACAUUUUGUUACGUUAGAGCCUUAUUCUAAAAUUGAUUAAAUCGUUUUUUGUCCUCAUCAAUUUACACACAAUACCCCAUAAUGACAAAGCAAAAACAGGUUAAAAAAAUACGUUGUUGAAGCACCUUUGGCAGCGAUUACAGCCUCGAGUCUUCUUGGGUAUGACGCUACAAGCUUGACACACCCGUAUUUGGGGAGUUUCUCCCAUUCUUCUCUGCUGAUCCUCUCAAGCUCUGUCAGGUUGGAUGGGGAGCGUCGCUGCACAGCUAUUUACAGGUCUCUCCAGAGAUGUUCGAUGGGGUUCAAGUCCGGGCUCUGGCUGGGCCACUCAAAGACAUUCAGAGACUUGUCCCGAAGCCACUACUGCGUUGUCUUGGCUGUGUGCUUAGAGUUGUUGUCCUGUUAGAAGGUGUACCGUCGCCCCAGUCUGAGGUCCUGAGCACUCUGGAGCAGGUUUUCAUCAAGGAUCUCUCUGUACUUUUCUCCGUUCAUCUUUCCCUCGAUCCUGACUAGUCUCCCAGUCCCUGCCGCUGAAAAACAUCCCCACAGCAUGAUGCUGCCACCACCAUGCUUCACAGUAGGGAUGGUGCCAGGUUUCCUCCAGCCAUGACGCUUGGCAUUCAGGCCAAAGAGUUCAAUCUUGGUUUCAUCAGACAAGAGAAUCUUGUUUCUCAUGGUCUGAGAGUCAUUUAGGUGCCUUUUGGCAAACUCCAAGUGGGCUGUCAUGUGCCUUUUACUGAGGAGUGGCAGUAUUGGUGGAGUGCUGCAGAGAUGAUUGUCCUUCUGGAAGGUUCUCCCAUCUCCACAGAGGAACUCUGGAGCUCUGUCUGAGUGACCAUUGGGUUCUUGGUAACCUCCCUGACCAAGGCCCUUCUCCCCCGAUUGCUCAUUUUGGCCAGGCGGCCAGCUCUAGGAAGAGUCUUGGUGGUUCCAAACUUCUUCCAUUUAAGAAUAAUGGAGGCCACCGUGUUCUUGGGGACCUUCAAUGCUGCAGACAUUUUUUGGUACCCUUCCCCAGAUCUGUGCCUCGACACAAUCUGUCUCGGAGCUCUACAGACAAUUCCUUCGACCUCAUGGCUUGGUUUUUGCUCUGACAUGCACUGUGGGGCCUUAUAUAGACAGGUGUGUGCCUUUCCAAAUCAUGUCCAAUCAAUUUAAUUUACCACAGGUGGACUCCAGUCAAGUUGUAGAAACAUCUCAAGGAUGAUCAAUGGAAAAAGGAUGCACCUGAGCUCAAUUUCGAGUCUCAUAGCAAAGGGUCUGAAUACUUAUGUAAAUAAGGUAUUUCUGUUUUUUUAUUUUUAAUAAAUUUGCAAAAAAUUCUAAAAACCUGUUUUCUAUUUGUUAUUAUUGGGUAUUGUGUGUCAAUUAAUGAGGAAUUCUUUUAUUUAAUCCAUUUUAACGUAACAAAAUGUGGGAAAAGGGAAGGGGUGUAAAUACUUUCCGAAUGCACUGUACUGCUCUGCUAACUAGCUCGCUAAAGUGUAGUCAGUGGCUAGCUAAGACAGAGAAAGGGGACUUAAAUUCAUGGAUUGGGCACAAAGAUCUCUGAUCGCGCGCUGGUGAAUGGUAGCUUAGUAAUAAUAAUAAUAAUAUGCCACUUAGCAGACGCUUUUAUCCAAAGCGACUUACAGUCAUGCGUGCAUAUAUUUUUGUGUAUGGGUGGUCCCGGGGAUCGAACCCACUACCCUGGCGUUACAAGCGCCGUGCUCUACCAGCUGAGCUACAGAGGACCAAGGCUAGAGUGUCGGCUAGAGAUAAGGUGCAGGAGCUUCCUGUAGGAAUUUGUAGUCUUUUUUUUUUUCUUUUUUUUUGAGUCAUUUAGCAGACGCUCUUAUCCAGAGCGACUUACAGUUAGUGAGUGCAUACAUUUUCAUACUGGCCCCCCGCGGGAAACGAAGCCACAACCCUGAGGUCUUGCUGAGGUCUUCUCUGUUGCUAAUUAGUAUUUAGGAUUUUUUGAGUAAAUUGAGGCGAAUAUAUAUUGACAAAACUCACCUUGUCCAAGAGAGAAUUACAUAGCUAUCAAAACGUCACGCCAGGGUAAGCCUACACGAAACACAGACCUUAAAUUAAGUAGUUAUAGAAUCCCAGACGAAAAAAUGUAUGGGGAAAAAAUGAUUGGAACCAUUGCGGAGUUUACCGCUAGGUAUUAUGGGUAUUAAGACGCGUCCACUGUGCCGGACAAUAGAGAAUAAAGUGAAUUUCCAAAGGUUGCACACAAAAAUCACAUCUUACAAUGUCUGGUAAUUAGUUAUUGUAUUGUUAUUACAAUGCUCUGUUUCAAUGGUAUUAAACUUUUAUCAUGUUCUGAUCAAUCCGAUAUUAGUUUUGGGCUAAUAGUCCCGAAUACAGACCACCAAGUCAUAAUUACGCACACGUUACUCACAGGGAAAAAAAUGUGUGAGAGAUCUUCAUCAAAGUGAACACAUGGGCUAAGGCUACCCCAAGAUGUCAAAAGUGUCAAAAGCUAUGACGAAAACGUACCGUUUAAAAAGUCUCCAAGUUAAUAAAAAAAAAACACUAACAUAGAAACUAUCGAUAAAGAGUACACUUUUCUUUUGCAUCCUCAGACCCUACACUCCAAGAGAGCGCUGACAUAACGGCAAUGCACUGAGAUUUACAUUUUCAGUUGACAAGCGACAGAACCCGCCCUCCUGCUGUGACUGUCAGGUCAUGAACCAAUCGCCUCUGUCCACCGGCUAUUGGGACGGCUCCAAUUGGAGCAUCUGGCUGAAAUCCAGUGACAGUGAACCGUGUGACAGCUACUGGAUGGGCAGAUAG